CCGUUCAUUCGCCAUACGAGAGCAAUAGGAAGAAGUGAAACAGACAUAAAGAAACUGUCGUUGGCUUAAGUUGUCUCCGAAUAAUGUACAGUGCUACACAGAUCGGGCUGGCCCUAGCAUCGGUUUUCUCUUGGAUUCUAUUCAGUGAUACUCCCAAUGAUCCUGAGGGGUACGUACAGGAUGCCUCGAAUAUUCGAACUGAGUAUGACUUCGUCAUCAUUGGAGCGGGAUCAGCCGGAGCUGUGAUCGCUAAUCGAUUAUCCGAAAUAGCCGAUUGGAACAUUUUACUCCUAGAAGCGGGUGGCGAUGAAAGUAUGUCUGGGCAAAUUCCAGCAAAUGCAUUUGGUUUGCAGUUGACGAACGUGAAUUGGCACUACGAGACGCAGCCGCAAACCAAUGCAUGCCAGGGUUCUUUGAACAAGCGGUGUAAUAUACCGCGAGGCAAAAUGCUAGGUGGAAGUUCUUCUAUCAACUCAAUGUUAUACGUUCGUGGAAACAAACGGGAUUAUGAUAAGUGGGAAACCGAUGGAAAUACCGGAUGGGGCUAUGACGAUGUUUUGCCAUAUUUCCUAAAAUCGGAAGAUAAUCAAAAUCCAUAUCUUGCCGGAAGUAAAUAUCACAGCAAAGGUGGUUUAUUGACAGUAGGAGAGUCUGAGUUUCGUACUCCGUUAGGAACGGCAUUCGUUCAGGGUGGAGUUGAAAUGGGAUACGAACAUCGUGAUUAUAAUGGUGAAAAUCAAACAGGUUUUGCUUUUUCUCAGGGAACAGUACGCCGGGGAAGUCGAUGUUCCACGUCCAAGGCAUUUUUGCGUCCGGCACGCAAUCGGAAAAAUCUCCACAUCUCAAUGCAUUCGCGUGUUACAAAGAUUAUUAUCGAUCCGACCACAAAAGCCGCAAAAGGAGUGCGAUUCGAAAAGAAUGGGCAAAUUUACCAAGUCCGAGCUACCAAAGAAGUUGUUCUUUCGGCCGGAGCAAUAGCAUCUCCACAGAUUUUGAUGUUGAGUGGAGUGGGUCCAGCAGCUCACCUGACUGAGAAAGGCAUCACGCCUAUUUUAGAUCAGCCCAACGUUGGCAAAAACCUAAACGAUCAUGUCGGCCUCAUUGGAAUGGUUUUCCUUAUUGAUAAACCAUAUUCUCUUCUAACGACAAGGCUUAUCAAUGCUCCAACAUUAGUUAGUUAUGCUUUGUUUAGAGGGACACCUCUUUCUAUAAUAAGCGGUGUUGAAGCCCUGGCAUUUGUCAAAUCGAAAUACGCUGACGUUGACGAUGAUUGGCCUGAUGUCCAAUUGCAUUUUGGUCCCGGCAGUGAUAUCUCUGACGAUGGUGCCGUAAAUCGACGCAUCCACGGUUACACCGAUGAAGUGUGGAACGCGUAUUACAAGCCAAUCCUCAACAGAGAUAGCUUUACCAUUCUGCCUUUAUUUCUGCGACCAAAAUCAAGAGGAACCAUUUUGCUCAAUUCCAAAGAUCCUUAUGACAAACCUCUCAUCGAUCCAAACUACUUUAGCGAUCCAGAUGAUUUGAAAAUCACUGUCGAAUCUGUCAAGAUUGCUUUGGCUCUGACCAAAACGGAUGCUUUCAAGGAACUGGGAUCGAGGUUGCACGAUACACCUUUCCCCGGAUGCGAAAAUCAACCAUUAUGGACGGACGCGUAUUGGGAAUGCUGGAUCAAGAGUUCAUCUUUUACAUUGGGUCAUUCGGUUGGCACUUGUAAAAUGGGACCCGACAGUGACCCAACAGCUGUUGUUACUCCGCAAUUGAAAUUUAGAGGCAUCAAAAACCUCCGUGUUGCGGAUACAUCGAUCAUGCCAUCGUUGCCAAGUGGCAAUACCAACGCACCAACAAUUAUGGUUGGAGAAAAGGCGUCUGAUUUGAUAAAAAAGACGUGGUUGUAAAAAAAAAUUGUAUUUAACGAAUUCAACAGCAUUUUAGUUGUUGCUUAUUUGAGGUAUUCAAUUAAUAAAUUAAGUCAUCUCUCUUAACAAUGUUCAGUCGUGUGGGUUACCUGGAAUUUCACGUGCAAAUGACUUGAAAACGUUUUGUGUAGCAAGGCUGUAUCGCAAUGCUGUUGAAAGAUGGGCAUUCUUGGCACGGUAAAGUAACGGGACUGUCAUUAGUAAUGCGCUGAGAGUUCUUUUAACCGUCCCGACAUAAGGAAAAACCUUUUCUUUGCCUCUCGUUUUGCGUAUUUCCUUUCCUCUUGGCCGUAUCUCAGAUGAUUUACCAUUUCAGGAUGAGGUGACCUUCAACAUGCACCUACGGCUUUCAUCUACAGCCAAGAGCAUGGACAGUUGAGCCAUUGUCUUCUUACGGGAACUCUUUGAAUUUCUCUGACAUACCGGCAAAAGGAAAGAAGCGCCCGUUGAGAACAGUCGGACUGAUACAAUGUUUCUGG
Molecule: messenger RNA, 2395 nt
Organism: Daphnia carinata
Lineage: Eukaryota; Metazoa; Arthropoda; Branchiopoda; Diplostraca; Daphniidae
Product: glucose dehydrogenase [FAD, quinone]-like
Exons: 7
Coding region: 84-1895 (603 amino acids)
Molecular function (GO): oxidoreductase activity, acting on CH-OH group of donors; flavin adenine dinucleotide binding
Source: RefSeq, a predicted model, not a curated record